This is a messenger RNA of Ictalurus furcatus (blue catfish), 4413 nucleotides long. It is a transcript of the gene tm9sf4, whose product is annotated as transmembrane 9 superfamily protein member 4. The record is from RefSeq and is a predicted model, not a curated record. The transcript is spliced from 18 exons. Lineage: Eukaryota; Metazoa; Chordata; Actinopteri; Siluriformes; Ictaluridae. Bases 27 to 1985 code for a protein of 652 amino acids. Gene Ontology annotation, cellular component: membrane. Gene Ontology annotation, biological process: protein localization to membrane.
CUUACGAAUUUCCGGUGAGGUCACGAAUGACACGUGUAUUCAAGAUGGCGGCCGCGAUGGAGUCGUGGGUCGUGCUGCUGCUCCUGUCUCUACUGCCCUUGGUCCAACCAUUCUAUGUUCCUGGUGUCGCACCAAUCGAUUUCCAUCAGAAUGACCCCGUUGAGAUCAAGGCAGUAAAGCUCACCAGUUCCAGGACUCAGCUACCCUAUGAGUACUACUCACUUCCCUUCUGUCGACCCAUGAGCAUUGUAUACAAGGCAGAGAACCUGGGUGAGGUUCUACGAGGCGAUCGUAUCGUGAACACACCAUACCAGGUGCAGAUGAACCAGGACAAGAAGUGUGAACUGGUGUGUGCGAAACCAGGGCAGCCCGCUAAACUCAGCGUGGCCGAGAGCAAGCUGAUUGCUGAGCGCAUCCAAGAGGAGUACUAUGUUCACCUAAUUGCAGACAAUCUUCCAGUGGCCACUAGGCUGGAGUUUUACCCAAACAGAGAGGGAGGGACAGAUGAGGAACAGAAGAAGGACAUAGUAAAAGAUGUCCAAUUUGAACAUGGCUACAGAUUGGGCUUCACUGACAGUAACAAAUACUAUUUGCACAACCACCUGUCCUUCAUUCUGUACUACCACAAAGAGAAGGUGGAGGAGGAAGAGGAGCAUAAUUACCGUGUUGUACGCUUCGAGGUGGUGCCACAGAGCGUCAAGCUAGAAGACCUGAAAGCUGAAUCGAAUGGUGCAUGCACGCUACCAGAGGCGAGUGGUUCUGCUCCUCAAGAGAUUGAUCCGACCAAAGAGAACAGUGUGCUCUUCACCUACUCUGUACACUGGGAGGAGAGUCAGGUGAAGUGGGCGUCUCGCUGGGACACAUACCUCAAUAUGAGUGAUGUACAGAUUCACUGGUUCUCCAUAGUCAACUCGGUGGUGGUUGUAUUCUUCUUGUCAGGUAUCCUGAGUAUGAUAAUCAUCAGGACCUUGAGGAAAGACAUAGCGAACUACAACAGAGAGGACGACAUCGAGGACACCAUGGAAGAAUCUGGCUGGAAGAACGUUCACGGAGAUGUUUUCCGCCCGCCUCGGUAUCCCAUGAUUCUUAGUUCUCUGCUAGGCUCUGGGAUUCAGCUCUUUUGUAUGAUCCUCAUUGUUAUCUUCGUGGCCAUGCUAGGCAUGUUGUCUCCAUCUAGUCGAGGGGCUCUGAUGACCACUGCCUGCUUCCUCUUUAUGUUUAUGGGUGUGUUUGGAGGUUACUUUGCUGGCCGACUGUAUCGCACUCUGAAAGGUCACAGAUGGAAGAAAGGAGCUUUCUGUACUGCGACCCUGUACCCUGCAGUAGUGUUUGGAAUCUGUUUUGUGCUGAACUGUUUUAUCUGGGGAGAGCACUCCUCAGGGGCUGUCCCGUUCACCACAAUGUUGGCUCUGUUGUGUAUGUGGUUUGGUAUCUCAAUGCCACUAGUCUAUUUGGGCUACUACUUUGGCUUCCGCAAACAACCCUACGACAACCCAGUACGCACCAACCAGAUCCCACGCCAGGUUCCAGAACAGCGCUGGUAUAUGAACAAGUUUGUAGGGAUCCUGAUGGCUGGCAUUCUUCCAUUCGGUGCAAUGUUUAUUGAGCUCUUCUUCAUUUUCAGUGCUAUCUGGGAGAACCAGUUUUACUAUUUGUUUGGCUUCCUCUUCCUGGUCUUCAUCAUCUUGGUGGUGUCCUGUUCCCAGAUCAGUAUUGUCAUGGUCUACUUCCAGCUCUGUGCAGAGGACUACCGGUGGUGGUGGCGAACAUUCAUAGUGUCAGGUGGUUCCGCCUUUUACGUGCUCGUCUACGCUGUUUUCUACUUCGUUAAUAAGCUGGACAUUGUGGAAUUCAUUCCCUCCUUGCUGUAUUUUGGCUACACAACCCUGAUGGUUUUAUCCUUCUGGCUCCUGACAGGAACAAUCGGCUUCUACGCAGCCUACAUGUUCAUACGCAAAAUAUAUGCCGCUGUCAAAAUCGACUGAGCUGCAAUCCUACUUCAGUUUGUUACCUUUUUUUUCUUUAUUCCUUUCUUUUGUUUUACCUUCCGGUUUGGCGAACAAGCACUGAAACUAGUGAGUGUACGUUUGUGGCCGUAUCAUGAAGCAGGUUGUGUGCAGCUUCGCCUCCUGUGGACUGGAGGAGAAAACAUACAGUUGGUUUGUGCACAAAAAAGUCAGCCAAUCGCUCAGUGGCUCCUCCACUGAAACAGAUUUCAUUGUUAUGGAUUCUGGAAUCGUCUUUUCUUUUUUUUUUCUUUUUUUUUUAAUUAUUAUUUAAUUCUGACUUUCUUGUUGCACACAUCACAUGGGCCAAAGUAUGUGAUAUUAUUAUUUACUUGUCUUUUUUUGUUUGUUUUUUUGUCAUUGGAAUAAGGGUGAGACAGUAAAGAAUGGCUAACAUGAUUAAUAGUAUAUCCUUUUACAAACCAUAGUCAUUUUUAAAAUAUUCUUAAUAUGUCAUUUGAACCAGCUCCUAUGUAUUUGGUUCAAACACUUGUCCGUUGUACAGGCAUUUGGGUGUGUGGGUGUGUGUACAGCAUGCUGGAGAAGUCUGUAGGCAGAAGGAGUGUGAGCUAAUGCUAAAAACAUGUGGCACUGAGAAAAUGAGAUUAAAAAUCACAACUUUGUCAUACUGGAGUUUUCCCUGUACCUUUAUAAUUAUGGGCAUGUUAACAAGCCCUGGUCAAUAUUAACUUACUUUUAUAAAGAAUCUAAACGUUUCUUUUUUUUUAAAGUAAUCUUAGGCAGCUCCAGGGAUAUUGGCAAGUUGGGCAAAUAGGUUGUGAAAAAUUCUCUUUCUGGUUAAUCUCACACUGGAAAUAUGAGAGAAAUGUAACUUUUACUAGAAGUCAAUUUAUGUAACCAUAAACAUAAGCACCUGAAGUUCACUAGAUGCUACUAGAAUUUACUAGACUAUAAUCUGGAUCGAUGGUCCAGUGAGCCAAAUUUGAGCUUUCUUUUGCAACUGCAUCACAGAUCCUAAACCAUAAUUAACAGUGGGAAUUAAGAAUCUCUUCUUUUUUCUUAUGUUUGUUUGGGUAUAGAUGAAAGAAAAGGCUUUCUUCUGGCACACCUCCCAAACAGUUGUUAGUAUGGAGGUGGUGAACUGUGAUCCGUGGAGAAUUUUAUUUCUUUUUUUCUAGCCAUCCUUCUCAACAUGUAGGCAGGGAAAAAUACACUUGUCCUCUUGUCAGGUUAGAUUUUUCCUCAUAUUUUCAUUGAGAUUAAGCACAGAACUUUUGUUAAACACAUCUUUUCUAAUGGUGACAAUAAUUUUGGAGCUGUCAGGAUAUUCUGAAAGCACAUUUCUCCAUCUUCCUAAUUUACAUACGUGCAUAUCUACAUCAUGACUACUGGUGAAUUUAUUCUGGCUGUUCUGAAAAACAUUGCCAUGCUGCAUCGCAUUAUGUUUUUCUUUUUCCUCUGUAUUUCUGUCCAAAGAGUUCAAUCUUGUAUUCUUUUUUUUACAGGGCAAAAAAAUCUGAAGGACCACUGUAAAACAGUGGAAGAGUGUAGAGCUUUCAGAAGCAUCAGACAGUUUCCUUGUUCGUGUGUUAUUGUUACAGCAGUGAAAGCAAAAAGCCAUGGCAGACCAGCGGAAACACUCGACACCUAACAGAAGUGUGUGUUCAGGCUAGAGGAAGUGCAGGAAGUCCAUUGGGUGCGCAGAGGUAGCAGUUUUUAAAAUCCCUGUCUUAUUGGUGUGUAUGAGAACUACUACUUUUGUCAGUAUAUUGAUUUUUUUCGUGUGUUUGUGAUCAGUUUUAACUCGAUUUGCCUUAAGGUAGUGGAAAAUUUAUAUGUAAAAAAAAAAAAACCAUAACAAACCUAUGUUUAGUCCAGAUUAAAUUUAGACUGCUGUACUGCGUGACCUCCAUUUCCUUAUCUUUAGGCUGAAGUUUACCUAUCACAGAGAGAACUAUUGGUAUAAAAUAUACCAUUAAGUGAUGAAGGAAUCUAAGCAGAUUUCAGUACCUCUGGAGAUCCACCAGCAUUAAUAGUUAAUGGCAAUGAGGUAAAAGUAGCCAUGAUUAUAAGCAGUGCAUUUAUACCAACACUAUUAAUUCACAUCUAUCUACACAUUCUGUAUUAAUAUGGAGAGCUGCUUUUAGCAGACAUUUCUUAGAGAUUAUAAUCUGUCUGAAAAAGGUUUAAAGGGUUAUUACAAAAAUAUUUUCUACAGAUGUACUUUUUCUUGCCUGUUGUUGUGCGCAUUAUUGCGUACGUCUACAGUGGAUGUAAAUACACCACUUUGUAUGGUUGCAUUGUGAAGCUCUGUAAUGUACAGGUCUUGUUCUUGUUUUAAGUUGAAAGCAUGCUUAUUUUAUAAAGAACCUCAUAUGGCCCUCCUUCCUUAAAACGAAUGUCAAGUCCUAAAAUGUAUGAAACAAUAAAAGUGCCGAUAACAUUG